AUGGAUCUUGUAUUACACCCAGCAGUAUGCUCUGGGUCACUGAAGCGAGAUGUUCUUCUGGUUCUGCUGUGUCCUCUUUCUCCUGCAGGUCUCUUCCCCGGUGGCACAAGGGCGUCUCCUCCCAGUCCCGUUAAGCCAAUGCCCGAAAGUAUGACUGUAGAUAAUCGUAUGCAUCCAGCAGUCCGCUCUGGAACAUUGAGGCAAGAUGUUCUUCUGGCUGUGCUGUGUCUUCUUAGUCCUGGGGGCCUUUUCCUCGGAAGCACAAGAGGAGAAAACCAUCCCGAUAAUGAGAAGCUCUGCAUGUCCGGAAGGUCAGGUCCAGACAAUGAAGAAUCAUAAAGUUUAUUACAAUGAUGCUGCUUGUAUGGAACUAUUAAAGUUAUAAUUAACACCUAUGUUCAUUAGAAUUAUUUUUAUACAACUUAGUAUACAAUAUGUUUCAUUGUUAUUUAUCUAUUUUUUACUACUGUCAUAAAAAAUAGCUUCUCUAUUUUAUUCAUGGUUUUUAUGUAUAUAAAACUAUGUAUCAGUGAAUUGUAUUUAAUUUAAUAGAGACUGUGCAUAUGGGAAUAUUGUGAAUAUUUU
Molecule: messenger RNA, 585 nt
Organism: Nezara viridula (southern green stink bug)
Lineage: Eukaryota; Metazoa; Arthropoda; Insecta; Hemiptera; Pentatomidae
Source: the annotation of a GenBank genome assembly